AUGUCCCAAUCAACUCCCUCCCAAUCCACCCAAACUCCAGAUGCCGCCGCCGCCCAAGUCGCCGGACACCCCUCCUCCCAUCCCUCCCGCACCACCGAACUCUCCAGUCUUAAAGUAAGACUCCGCGCCGCUCUGCGCCAAUUUCCCGACUUCCCGUCUCCUGGCAUUCUCUUCGAGGAUAUCCUUCCUAUCUUCGCCGAUCCUACCUUGCACGAAGCCCUCCUCCGUUGCCUUGAACUUCACAUCCUCGAAACCCACAGCAACCAGAAGCCCGAUGUUAUCGUUGGUCUGGAGGCUCGAGGCUUUCUUUUCGGCCCCAGCUUGGCUUUGAGACUUGGUGCUAGCUUUGUCCCUGUUCGCAAGAAGGGCAAGCUGCCUGGUCCUUGUGAGACCCAGGGCUACGAGAAGGAGUACGGCCAGGACUUUUUCCAGAUGCAAGCCGACGCCAUCAAGCCUGGCCAGAAGGUUAUCGUUGUUGAUGACAUUAUCGCAACCGGUGAGUUUGUUUUGUCUCAGGAAAUCCCUUCUUCUUCUUCGUUCGUUGACUUGGUUACAGGCGGCUCUGCCUACGCUGCCGGAGAGCUCAUCAAGAAAAUGGGCGGGGAGCUUAUGGGAUUCAUCUUCAUCCUGGAGCUGGAGUUCCUCAAAGGACGGGAUAAGCUUCCUGCCCCGGUGUACACUCUCCUCUCCGGUCAGGAAGCUAAGUCUCUAUGA
This is a messenger RNA of Aspergillus thermomutatus, 714 nucleotides long. RefSeq names its product adenine phosphoribosyltransferase APT1. Gene Ontology annotation, molecular function: adenine binding; AMP binding; adenine phosphoribosyltransferase activity. The record is from RefSeq and is a predicted model, not a curated record. Gene Ontology annotation, cellular component: cytoplasm. The transcript has a single exon. The coding region runs from base 1 to 714 and encodes 237 amino acids. Gene Ontology annotation, biological process: adenine salvage; AMP salvage. Lineage: Eukaryota; Fungi; Ascomycota; Eurotiomycetes; Eurotiales; Aspergillaceae.